This is a messenger RNA of Dreissena polymorpha, 681 nucleotides long. Its product is annotated as oocyte zinc finger protein XlCOF6-like. The transcript has a single exon. Gene Ontology annotation, molecular function: RNA polymerase II cis-regulatory region sequence-specific DNA binding; DNA-binding transcription activator activity, RNA polymerase II-specific. Gene Ontology annotation, cellular component: nucleus. The record is from RefSeq and is a predicted model, not a curated record. Bases 1 to 681 code for a protein of 226 amino acids. NCBI's taxonomy places the organism in Eukaryota, Metazoa, Mollusca, Bivalvia, Myida, Dreissenidae. Gene Ontology annotation, biological process: regulation of transcription by RNA polymerase II.
AUGGCAGCUUACGACGAGGAUAUGGACGAGGCUGUAGAUCCGUUAGAUGGGUCCUUUUUGGACGUCUCUGUAGAACAAACUGUCAGUGCUGAGUCAUUAGAAUGUGACAUUUGCGGGAAUAGAUAUAAGACCAAAGUUUCUCUUAAAAGACAUCUCAAGAAACAUUCUAGUGACAACACAUUUGAGUGCACACGAUGUACUCAGUACUUCAACAGUAAAGACGCACUUGAACAACACGAGAAAGCCAAACACAUCAAGAGUCACCUCUGUGUUAAAUGUGGGAAAUCGUUCAUGUCUAAGUCAAACUUAAAAUCACAUACUCAACUUGUCCAUAAAGAGGAGAAGGAUGCUAAGCAAUUGAUGAAAUGCCCGUUUAAAGACUGCAAAAAAGUGUUUCAACAAAAGGAAAAAUAUCAAGAUCAUAUGAACACACAUACGGGGAUAAAGCCUUACACAUGCGCAGAAUGUGAAAGGGAAUUCAGCAACAGAUAUACUAAGACAAGACAUGAAAAAUCCUGCCUUGGGAUAACAGAGCAUGUAUGCGACGUAUGUAAUAAGGACUUUGCGGACCAAUCAUCCGUUAAAAGGCACAAAGACACUCAACAUUCCGGAAAACGAUUUGCAUGUCUUUGUGGGAAGAACUUCGCGUAUAGCAACUCUCUACUAAGACAUCAGAAAUAA